AUGGCUCCGGGGCGUAAAAGGGGAGCGAAUAAGGCUAAGGCCAAGAGUCAGCUCAGUUUGGGCGAUCUUGUUCUCGCUAAAGUUAAGGGAUUCCCUGCUUGGCCUGCCAAGAUAUGUCGGCCUGAAGACUGGAAGAAGACACCGGACCCGAAGAAACAUUUCGUUUUCUUCUUUGGAACUCAAGAAAUAGCUUUUGUUGCCCCUCCUGAUAUCCAAGUAUUCACAAGUGAAUUAAAGACCAAGUUAUCUUCUAAGUGUCAAGGCAAGAGCAAGCGCUUUAAAGAAGCAGUGCAGGAAAUUUCUGCAGAAUUUGAGAAGUUACAAAAUAAAAAGUCAAGUGCUCGGGGGGAGAUAACCUCUGCCGAUGGAAUGGGACAUGGCGGAGAGGCGGACUUGAAUGAUGGUGCUGCUAGAUCCAAUGGAGAAGCAUCAGAAGAUGCAGGUGAUUCCAGAUCCAAAGGAGAUUAUUGUUCUGGAAGAGAAAGUGAAGCUGACUCUGAAGAAACAGUGCCUUCUGUGUCAUGUGAUACGGGUGACAGUCCAGUCGGGGCUGUGUCAUCUGACAAGAAUUCUGAUGAUGAGCAGCCACAGGAGGUGGCAUCUGGUCCUACGGUAACUACAGAUGGGGAAAAUGAUACCUCUAUUGCUGCAAGAGUAAAUGUUGGUGACAUGCAGGAAGUGGAUAUUGACACAAAGGUUCAGGAAAAUGGUAAUAAGUCUCAGGUUGGCACUGACGGAGUUAGGAGAGUAGAUGAUGCGGUGAAAGUUCGUAGAGAUAGGAGUUCAGUUUUGGUUGAGAAGGAAGAUGUGAAACCUUGUAAAUCGUCUGAUAUUGGGAAGGAAUUGAAAGACAAAGUGAAAGGCAAAUCUCCUUCUGGAAUUGGUGGUAACCCUACGGGAACUAGGAAAGGGAAGAAAAGAAAAGAAAUGCAGAAAGCUAGAACAAAUUCAAAUGCACCUGAUGGCAUUCGUGAAAACAUGGGUGAUAAACAGAAGAGUUCCAGAUCUGGAUCAGGGAAGUCCGAGGUUUAUGCCUCAGAUGCUUCUCGUCCAUCUAAAAGACUGAAGCAUGAAGAUGUGGAAUCCCCCAAAGAUUCUAUGAACUCUGAUGCUUUUGGUGGCAGUUCGAGCAAAUCAUCGUCUGGGCAAAGAGUUCUUCGUGGUCCAGGAUCCCAUGCAAAUAAAGUGAAGGUUGAUGCUUCUGCACGAACAGGUAAAGCUAACUCUGAUGCAUCACUUGCGUCAGGUAGAGGCAGAUUGGACGCGUCACCGAGAAAGACUGGGUUAAAAUCUGUUGCGUCUCCGCAAGCAGAUAAAGGAAAAUCUUAUGCAUCUCGCCAGAUGGAUAAAGUAAAAUCCAGUUCAUCUACCCUUAUUGGUAAGGUUAAGUCUGAUUCGUCUGCCCAAGUGAGAAAAGUUCAUGCCAAUCCAAUUGGUGAUAUGGGUAAAGGUAAAGCAGAUGUUAAUCAAAGGAGUAAGGUGCAUGAUACUACUGGUGAUGAGGAUGAGUUACCAGUAUCGAAACGUCGGCGGCGAGCACAAGAGGCAAUGACUGAUUCUGUUCAUAAUUUAAAAGAUAGAACGAAAGGAAGUCCUGAUCCAAAGAAUAACUUGUCUUAUAGUCGUGCUAGAGUUCAUGGCAAUCAGAAUUUGAAAAGGCGAAGAGCCGUGUGCCUCUAUGACGAGGAAGAAGAGGAUGACGAUCCUAAAACUCCUGUUCAUGGUGGGACUGGCAGAAGUAUGAAACCUCCAGCAGCUGUCUCUGGUGAUAUCAAGGACAGGGACAAAGACACUGGAGGUUCUCGUAAGCGACAAGAUGAAUGUGUAGUUAACACCCAAUCAAAUGUGACUGAAUCUGCUAGACACCAUGAUGUAUUGAAGGAGGCAUCUUCAAACUUGCAAAAGAAUUGUGUUUACCCUGGUCGGCCGAGCACAGUGAAGAUGCAUAAUGAUCCUGAUUCACAGAGUCCAUGUGAAGAUGGAGAACAGGUAUUGCUCAAGAAGGUAAGCACUGCCUUGACUUCUCCGAAGAACUAUCCUCGGUCACUUGAAUCACCCAAAACAGUAGUGAAACAGGACAAAACCAGUGAGGCUUCUCAAAAUACUUCUGAUGCCCAAAAGACGCCCCUUGCUGAUGAAGAGCAGGUAAUGUCCAAGGUGAAGGAGGUAAGCACUGCCCUGGCUUCUCCUAAGAACUCACCUCAGCCACUUGCUUCACCCAAAACAGUGGCGGGACAGGAUAAAACCAGUAAGGCUUCUGUAAAAACACCUUCUGGUGCCCAAAAGAAGCCCCAGGCUGACAAAGAGCAGGUAAUAGCAAAGGAGGUAAAUACUGCUCUGACUUCUCCUGAGAGUUCUCCUAUGUCACUUGGUCCACCCAAAACAGGGGUGGACCAGCAUAAAACCAGCAAGGCUUCCGUGAAAACAGCUUCUGGUUUGCAAAAGAAUCCCCAGGCUGCCUCUGGUAAGUCCUCAGGUAUGGUCCCAGAUGGUGCAAAAGCUUCCCAGUAUCACGUGGCAGCUCAAAGAAAUAGGCAUGCUCUUUCUGGAGAGAGACCUAAAAGUAAUCCGAAAGUCCCAUCACGCGUGGGUGAUCAGGCCAUUUCGCUGGAAACUUCAGUGAAAGUUGAAGCUGCUGCGGAUGAUAAUGCUUCAGAUUCUGCCAUAUCUAUGAAGAACCUCAUUGCUGCCGCUCAAGCAAAAAGAAAAGAAGCUCAUACCCAACAUUUCUCUCUUGGGAACUCCAGUUAUAAUCUUCUGUCCAUGAAUGAUGCUCAUGGAUGGAGCCCUAGUCCGUCGUUUCUCCAACCGUUACCAUCUGGCAUGUCCAAUGGGAUGCAGGGUGAUGCAUCAGGGUUUCAUCCUCACCCAAAUGUACCUUCUCCAUCUACACAAAAUCAUCCUUUAGGGCCUGAGACUCGAAUCGAAAAUGAAGAGGAUGAGGAUCAAAGGGUCAGUUCUGGACAUAGGGCCCCUGGAGGCUCACUGAGUGGCGGCACAGAGGCUGCUGUUGCGCGUGAUGCUUUUGAAGGGAUGAUAGAGACUUUGUCGAGGACAAAAGAAAGUAUAGGGCGCGCAACCCGUCUUGCCAUAGACUGUGCCAAAUAUGGAAUUUCCAAUGAGGUUGUGGAACUUUUGAUCAGAAAGCUAGAAAGUGAAACCAGUUCCCAUCGAAAAGUGGACUUAUUCUUUCUUGUGGAUUCAAUUACCCAGUGUUCUUCUCAUCAAAAAGGAAUUGCUGGAGCUUCAUAUGUGCCAACAGUUCAGGCAGCGUUACCACGUCUUCUGAGUGCCGCUGCUCCACCUGGAGCUGGUGCACGGGAAAAUCGCAGGCAGUGUCUCAAGGUGCUGAAACUAUGGCUUCGCCGGAAAAUCUUCCCUGAAUCUGUGCUGAAGCGGUUUAUGGAUGAAAUUGGGGGUUCAAAUGAUGAAAUCUCUGGUGGUUUGUCUCUUAGACGUCCAUCCCGCUGCGAAAGGGCUUUAAAUGAUCCUAUCAGAGAGAUGGAAGGGUUGCUUGUCGAUGAGUAUGGGAGUAAUGCCACUUUUCAGUUACCUGGCUUGUUCUCUGGAAACAUAUUUGAAGAAGAUGACGAUGAAGAUCUAUUAUUGGAGUUGCCUAAGAAAGUGGGGGACAUGCCCACGGUGGCAGAACCUGAUCACAAUACCUUAGGAGAGUCCGAAGCAUAUACGGUUACACCCACUGACAGACGACAUUGUAUCUUAGAGGAUGUGGACGGUGAACUUGAAAUGGAAGAUGUCUCGGGUCACCAUCUUAAGGAUGAAGGACCUGAAAUGGAAAUAGAUGAAGACCAUUUCUCUGAUAGGGUAGUGGUCAAACCUUCAUCAAACAGUCCUGCUGACUCUCCCCCUGUUCCGGAUGGUUCGCCACCGCUCCCUCCGGGCUCUCCUCCUCAGCUUCCACCUUUACCACCCUCUCCACCACCUCCUCUGCCUCCUCCUCCGCCAAGCUCUUCUCUGCCACCACCUCCUCCACCAAGCUCUUCUCUGCCACCACCUCCUCCACCAAGCUCUUCUCUGCCACCACCUCCUCCACCAAGCUCUUCUCUGCCACCACCCCCUCUUCCGCCUCCACCUCCACCACCAUCUCUUCUUCCAUCACAGCUCCCUCCUGGGCCACCCUCAGCUCCUCAGCCACCUUUGAUACAUCAACAUUUAGUGCCAGCUCAACCUCUACAUUCUCAGUCCUUAAUGUCAACACAGCCUUCUAUACAGUCACCACAGUUGGCUUAUCAGACGCCUGCAGCUCAUGAAUACUGCAGUACAUCCAGUGGAAAUAAAACCGGUCAAAUGACUGGGACUGCUCAUGUGAAGCAUAUGGAUCAUGUCAUGAAAAGUCACCAGUCACCUCGUUUUGCUCAUUCAGCCGUUUGCAGCUCUCAAGAAACAUCUGGAUUCAGUUCUUCCAGGCAUUUGGAGUAUAGUCAUAAUGACAUGUAUUUGAAUCCGCAAGCAUCCCAACACAAUGCUCAAUUCCAGCCGGGCAACUCAUCGUUUGUGCCUCGGCCUGUGAAUCCAAGCCUCACGCAAACUGCGCCGGGCCAUUUUCAAUUUUCAAAGCCAGUGAUUCAGCAACACCACCAGCAACCCUAUCCCCAUCCUUUUCCUGUGCCAUCCCAUCCUGAUGGGCAUAGGAGAUUUGUUGGCGAUGAUCAGUGGAGGAUGCCCUCGAAUGAAUUUAAUGCUAACAAUCAACAUAAUGGAUGGAUUGGUGGAAGAACGCAAUCGCAUGGAGGGCAUUCAAUUAGCCAAGAAGGUUUCUUCCGAGGACCAGUUGAAAGGCCACCAGUGAAUACUGUUGGUGUUCAGUUCCCUGCAAGUAACAAUUUGCCAGCUGCACCUCCAAUUCCAGGUCAUGGUGUUUCUCCGAUGAGGCCAUGUAGACCGGACAUGUCCACUGUUAAUUGCUGGAGGCCAGGUUAA
Linum trigynum is the source of this 4941-nucleotide messenger RNA. NCBI's taxonomy places the organism in Eukaryota, Viridiplantae, Streptophyta, Magnoliopsida, Malpighiales, Linaceae. The record is from the annotation of a GenBank genome assembly.